ACCAUGGCUGCUACCGGAACGUUCCGCAUGGUGUCUGAGGAGGAGCAGGCGAUGAGGAACAAGCUGGAGCACCUGACCGUGAAGGACCACGGCCCCGUGUUCGGACCCUGUGAAAAGCUGCCCGGCCACACCCUUCAGAAGGCCAAGGAUGAGCUGAACGAGACGGACGAGAGACGGGCGUCGGCCCUGAAGGAGCUGAGGGCCGCCAUCCGAGAGCGGGGGGCCGGGGGCGGCGAGGAGCUGGAGGCGAUGGUGCUGGAGCGCUUCGGGGAACACCCCGACUCCAUGCUGCUCCGCUUCCUGAGAGCCCGCAAGUUCGACGUGGGCCGAGCCUACGACCUCAUGAAGGGCUACGUGCGGUUCAGGAAGGAGUACCCCGAGCUGUUUGAGAACCUGACCCCUGAGGCGGUGCGCAGCACCAUGGAGGCCGGCUACCCGGUGGUCCUGCCCAGCCGGGACAAGUACGGCCGGGUGGUCCUGCUCUUCAACAUCCAGAACUGGGACCUGGAGGAGAUCACCUUUGACGAGACCCUGAGAGCCUACUGCGUCAUCUUGGAGAAGCUGCUGGAGAACGAGGAGACGCAGAUCAACGGCUUCGUGCUGAUCGAGAACUUCAAGGGCUUCACCAUGCAGCACGCGUCCGGGAUCAAGCCUGCGGAGCUCAAGAAGAUGGUGGACAUGAUGCAGGAGUCCUUCCCGGCCCGCUUCAAGGCAGUGCACGUGACCCACCAGCCCUGGUACUUCACCACCACCUUCAACGUGGUCAAACCCUUCAUGAAGAGCAAGCUCCUGGAGAGGGUGUUUGUCCACGGCGAUGAGCUGGACGGCUUCUUCAAGGAUUUCGAUGCGAACCUGCUGCCAGCAGACUUUGAUGGAAAAGCUCCCGUCACUGACUACAAGGCUGUGGCCUCCAAGAUCUUCGGUUCUGAAGACACUGCUCUCUGAACAUGCACUGGUUAAACACCUCAGAACACCAGGCGGGAACCACGCCCUCCAGUUGUACCCACGGUGCCCUGACAUCUGGAUGCUUCUUGCCUUUUCUCUCUCUGUUCUCAACUAUC
This is a messenger RNA of Gadus chalcogrammus (walleye pollock), 1061 nucleotides long. Its product is annotated as retinaldehyde-binding protein 1-like. NCBI's taxonomy places the organism in Eukaryota, Metazoa, Chordata, Actinopteri, Gadiformes, Gadidae. The transcript has 7 exons. Gene Ontology annotation, cellular component: membrane. The coding region runs from base 4 to 945 and encodes 313 amino acids. The record is from RefSeq and is a predicted model, not a curated record. Gene Ontology annotation, molecular function: phosphatidylinositol bisphosphate binding.